CGCGGCACUUGAGACAUCCAGAUGUUGCGUUUGAGGCACCGGAGUACAACAGUUUCCACGCUGAGACAAACUUUCAUACAUCGCUUUUCCUGUUGAGCGGCAGCGAUGGGAGCUGGCGGGCUCGACUGAAGGAAGACAAGUCAAACAUUUUCACGCCACUUUUAUCAGUUUGGACAAAGAGGAUACAAAAGAGGACACGAGAGCUACGAUUUAACUGCGCAGUUUGGACGUUUAAACCUGAUUGAAAUGUGUUUCUACGCUGGUUUGGAGUUAAAUAGUCCACACUGUCGCUGAAAUUACGUUUAAAACUUGUUUUUUGUCACUGUUUGUGAGUGCGUUUUUUGGGACAUCAUGGCUUUUCUUCACUUGCUCCUGUGCGCCGGGAUGGUGUCGCUGCCCAUGUGUGGUGCGUUUUUCCGGGGACCCCUGCACCCGGAGAUGUCCAACGGCACUUUUCAUCAUUAUUUCGUGCCGGAUGGAGACUACGAGGACAACGACGACCCGGAGAAAUGCCAAAUGCUUUUCAAGAUGACCGACGACCGAAAGUGCGGUCUGGACGAGGACCAGGACGCAGUGAUACGGGAUGAUUUUACCAUCAUCAAGAGGCAGAUCGAGGACUCGGCCCGGGUGCUGGAGGGGAUCGGGAAAAGCAUCUCGUACGACCUGGACGGAGAGGACAGCUACGGGAAGUAUUUGCGCAGGGAGACGGCGCAGAUCAGCGAGGCGUUUACAAACUCAGAGAAAUCUCUGCUGGAGCUGGAGGUGAAAUUCAAGCAGAGCCAAGACAGCGAGCUGAAAGAGGAGCACCGGCUCAGCGACGACUUUCUCAACAUGGUAGUGCACACACGGGACGUCCUGAAGGACACGGUGGACAUUUCUCUGGGACUCAAGGACAAGCACGAGCUCCUGUCUCUGAUCAUCCGCAGCCACGGCACGAGACUGAGCAGACUGAAGAACGAAUACAUGAAGUUUUGAGAGAAAGUAGAUCCUACAAGUCUCUUUACAGUACUAUUUUUAUUUUUUAUUUUUCUACGGUGGAGUGUGUGACCAUAAGGCAGAGGUAGGGCAAAGAAAGAGAGCAUUCAUAUCAGGGAUAAAAACAAAACUUAAAGGGUCAGUACACCUAAAUUCUAAACAAAACACAUAUUUUCUUUCAUAACCCUUUACAACCUGAGCAAAUUGGCUUGUUUUCUUUUUAAAAACACAAGAGAAAGCUGCAAUGUACCUGAAAUGUACUCAGAUAUAUUUUUAAAAAAGGAGGGGGGGUCCCCCGACCAUGAGUCAAAGGCAGAGUAUAAAAAAUGACCAGUCAUAUCCGGGAUACAAAGGGUAAGUACACCUAAAUUCCAAACAAAAAUACAAAUAUUUUCACUUUUAACCUUUUGACACUUGAGCAAGUUGGCUUGCUUUAUGUAAAAAAUACAAGAGGAAGUUCCAAGUCCUGGAUUACAAAACAAUAACCCCAAAUUUACCAAAUUAAGGAAAAGGGUUAAACAAUUUAAAAAAAAAAAGAAAAGAAUAAAUAAAAAUAAAAACAAUAUAGUUAAUUAUUUUGUAUUUUAUUUCAUUUUUGUCCCUUUACCUUUUCGAAACCUAAGAAAUUAUAAUUAAAAAAAAAUAAAUUUACCUUGAUCUGUUCAAAAGCAUAGAAGGGAAUUAUGAAUUACAAGAAAAUCACGUCAAAUUUACCCCCAAAAAUAAAAAAAAAGGAAAAAACAAAUAGAAAGUUAAAA
Messenger RNA from Plectropomus leopardus (leopard coralgrouper), 1733 nucleotides. It is a transcript of the gene fibinb, whose product is annotated as fin bud initiation factor b. NCBI's taxonomy places the organism in Eukaryota, Metazoa, Chordata, Actinopteri, Perciformes, Serranidae. The record is from RefSeq and is a predicted model, not a curated record.